UUACAGAGUGAUGGACUUCCUGCUUUGGUCACUUUAAAGAAAGGCUUGGUUGCACUGGCAAGGCAGUGGAUGAAGUUUAUUGUGGUGACACCAGCUUUUAAAGGAGUCAGCUUACACAGACCAGCUCAGCCCCUGAAACCUCAUGCAACUGUGGACCAUGAGCAUGAAGACGGACUUGGGCUGGAUAAUGGGGGUGGUCUUCAGAGUGAUACCAGUGCUGAUGGAGCAGAGUUUGAAUUUGAUGCAGCCACAGUCAGUGAACACACAAUGCUGCUAGAAGGAACAGCCCAGCGGCCACCUCCAGGUAGCUCUGGACCUGUAACGGGAGCUGAAAUAAUGAGAAAACUUUCCAAAACUCACACCCAUAGUGACUCUGCAUUAAAAAUAAAGGGCAUUCAUCCAUAUCAUUCUCUGAGCUACACCAGUGGAGACACUGCCACGGAUUCCCCAGUGCAUGUUGGACGCACAGGGAUGCCAGUGAAGGAGAGUCCAAGGAAGGAGAGCCUGCUCAGCUACCUGACCGGCAGCUUCCCCAGCUUGCACAACCUUCUGGAAGGCACCCCUCAGAGAAGCAGUGCAGCUGUGAAAAGUAGCUCCCUGACAAGAACAGGAAAUUCAGUGGCCACCGACAUGCUGUCUGAGCAUCCCUUGUUGUCUGAGCCAUCGUCUGUGAGUUUCUAUAACUGGAUGUCAAAUGCUGUGGGUAACCGAGGUGGGGCAGUGCAAGAAUCUCCUGUCACAAAAUCAGGACACAACAGUCUUCCAACAGGUGUUGCACCCAAUCUUCCUACAAUACCCUCAGCCUCGGAUUUCAACACUGUCUUGUCUAGUGACCAGAAUACAUUGGAUGGGACACAUUCUCAGCAUAGCACUAGUCAGGAUGAUGUGGCAGGUGUAGAAGAAGCUAACCAAGGGUUUCCUGCUGUUCAGCUAGCUGAUGCACAGGUCGUUUUUAAACCUCUUCUGAGUCAUACAGGCAUCCAGUCACAGGACACAGUGCCACUCUGCUACCGAAUGUACUUUGGAGAACACCUUUCAUUUUCGGGGACUUUGGACUGCCUCAGAGCAGAUAUUGUGGAUUCAGAUACAGCAAAAGAGAGAAAAGGCAAAAGAGCAAGAAGGCAAGGGCACGUGAAUCUUCCUCCACUGGAGUUCAAGCCAGCACUAAUGUUGGAAACGUUUAGCAUCAGUGCUGUGGUAAUGGAGAAGUCUGUAUGCACACCUCAGAACUCCACCAGUGCCCUUUCCUUCCACGAUCUUAACAAGCGCUAUUAUAAUACCUUCCACUGCAACUUCACUAUUUCCUGUCAGUCAAUUAGCCAGCAUGUAGAUAUGGCUUUGGUUCGUCUCAUUCACCAGUUUAGUACAAUGAUAGAUGAUAUCAAAGCAACUCAGACUGACAUUAAACUUAGCAGAUACACAGCCGGAUCAGCUUCCCCAACACCCACUUUCAAAACCAGAAAGCAUCGAGAUUUUCGUUCUUCUGACUUCAGCCGCAGUUCUAGAGGAAGUCUUAAUGGUGGCAGUAGAGUAAAUAAUGCAAAGAACAAACGGACCAACAAUGAGAAUAACAAAAAGGAAUCCCGGAACAAAAAUUCAUUAGGCAGAUCUGAAAGAAGAACUUCAAAAGUGUCUAGGAAAGGUUCAAAAGAUGUGGUGGACCACAUGACUAUUCAUAUGGAUGACUCUGAUUCAAUCACAGUGUCAGAACAAAGUGAGCCUUCGGCUGAGUGCUGGCAGAACAUGUAUAAGCUGCUUAACUUCUAUUCACUCAUCUCUGAUCCAACAGGAAUAUUAGAAAAAUCUUCAGAAACAUUUGGACCUGCAGGAGUGCGGAGCCCUACAGAGCCAACAUGUAAAGUUGUGUUUGAGAAUGAGCAAGACACCAACAGUUUGACCAAGACACAGAGGAAACGUAGCUUGGUGAAUUCUGAGCCUCAGCACGUUACUCUAAUAGUGUUUGGGAUUGGAAUGGUGAACCGCACGCAUCUAGAGGCAGACAUUGGUGGGCUGACAAUGGAAUCGGAACUAAAGAGAAUCCAUGGCAGUUUCACCCUGAAGGAAAAGAUGAAAGAUGUUUUACAUCAAAAGAUGACUGAGACAUGUGCCACUGCUCAUAUUGGUGGAGUUAAUAUCGUGCUUCUUGAAGGAAUUACCCCAAAUAUACAACUGGAGGAUUUUCCUACAUCUCCUACAAGUACAGCCAAACAAGAGUUUCUAACUGUGGUGAAAUGUAGUAUUGCCAAGUCCCAGGCCCUCUACAGUGCCCAGAGGGGACUGAAGACAAACAAUGCAGCUGUGUUCAAAGUAGGUGCCAUCAGCAUCAACAUUCCUCAGCACCCUGCCACCUUGCACAGCAUGAUGGUUCGGAGUUCUCACCAGCUCUCCAAGCAAAUCUCAGAYCUUAUCAGACAGCCUUCUACAGUCCAACAGCCUAUGAAAGAAGAUAUUGCAACUCCACUGCCCUCUGAAAAAACCCCAACAAGUGUUAAUCAAACUCCUGUUGAGACAAAUGAAUUUCCUCAGCUCCCAGAAGGCUUGGAGAAGAAGCCUAUUGUUCUUAAAUUCAGUGCCAUGUUAGAUGGCAUAGCCAUCGGAGCAGCACUGUUACCGUCUCUGAAAGCAGAGUAUAAGAUGGGAAGAAUGAGAAGUCAUGGGAUGACAGGUGCACAGACAAGGUUUACAUUUGAGCUGCCAAAUCACAGAUUGCGUUUUACUUCAAAAGUKUCAGCCACAGAUAUGUCAACCAUUCCUCCUUCUGCCAGUCUUAACCUUCCUCCUGUUACUAUGUCAGGGAAGUACAUAAUGGAAGAACAUGACAGCUACUCUGAUCAGGUGUGGAGUAUAGAUGAACUGCCUUCUAAACAAGGGUACUACUUACAGGGAAAUUAUCUACGUUGUGUGGCAGAAGUUGGUUCCUUUGAACAUAAUCUCACAACUGAUCUUCUGAACCACUUGGUGUUUGUACAGAAAGUGUUCAUGAAGGAAGUCAAUGAAGUAAUACAAAAAGUUUCUGGUGGGGAGCAGCCUAUUCCUCUCUGGAACGAACAUGAUGGAGCAGCAGAUGGAGAUAAGCCUAAAAUUCUCCUCUAUUCUCUGAACUUGCAGUUUAAGGGUAUCCAAGUAACAGCCACAACUCCAUCAAUGAGAGCUGUGAGAUUCGAAACUGGACUGAUUGAACUGGAGCUAUCUAACCGACUUCAAACUAAAGCUUCACCGGGAAGUAGUAGCUAUCUGAAAUUGUUUGGUAAAUGUCAAGUGGAUUUAAAUCUGGCAUUAGGACAAAUUGUCAAACAUCAGGUUUAUGAGGAAGCUGGUUCUGAUUUUCAUCAAGUUGCCUAUUUUAAAACUAGAAUUGGAUUAAGGAAUGCCCUUCGAGAAGAAAUCAGUGGUUCUUCAGAUAGAGAAGCCGUGCUCAUUACUUUGAACAGACCAAUUGUUUAUGCCCAACCUGUGGCCUUUGAUAGAGCUGUGCUGUUUUGGCUGAAUUAUAAGGCUGCCUAUGACAACUGGAAUGAACAGCGAAUGGCCUUGCACAAGGACAUUCACAUGGCCACAAAGGAAGUGGUAGACAUGCUGCCUGGUAUUCAGCAAACAUCAGCCCAGGCCUUUGGCACUCUCUUUCUCCAGCUGACUGUGAAUGACCUGGGAAUUUGCCUGCCUAUCACCAACACUGCUCAGUCUAAUCACACUGGGGACCUGGACACUGGUUCGGCCUUAGUAUUGACCAUCGAAAGCACUCUCAUCACUGCUUGCUCUUCAGAGUCCUUGGUUAGCAAAGGGCAUUUCAAAAACUUCUGCCUUCGUUUUGCUGAUGGCUUUGAGACAUCGUGGGAUGACUGGAAGCCAGAAAUCCGUGGGGAUCUGGUAAUGAAUGCCUGUGUAGUUCCAGAUGGUACCUAUGAAGUGUGCUCAAGGACCACAGGACAAGCAGCAGCUGACAGCAGUAGUGCUGGGACCUGGACUCUCAACGUGCUGUGGAAGAUGUGUGGGAUCGAUGUCCACAUGGACCCUAACAUYGGCAAGAGGCUCAAUGCCCUGGGCAACACCCUCACAACACUGACUGGUGAGGAGGACAUCGAUGACAUUGCUGACCUGAAUUCAGUGAACAUAGCUGACCUGUCUGAUGAGGAUGAAGUCGAUACCAUGUCUCCCACUAUCCACACUGAAGCUGUAGAUUAUCGAAGACAAGGAGCAUCCUCUAGCCAGCCAGGAGAGCUCAGAGGAAGAAAAAUUGUGAAGCGUUUAGUGGAUAUUAGAGAACUGAAUGAACAGGCCAAAGUAAUAGAUGACCUUAAAAAAUUAGGUGCAAGUGAAGGAACCAUAAACCAAGAAAUUCAACGGUACCAGCAGUURGAAUCUGUGGCUGUAAAUGAUAUUCGAAGAGAUGUUCGGAAAAAAUUACGGAGGUCCAGUAUGAGAGCUGCUUCUUUAAAGGAUAAGUGGGGAUUGGGUUAUAAACCAAGUUAUAGCCGAUCAAAAAGCAUUUCUGCCUCUGGAAGACCACCUCUCAAGCGAAUGGAAAGAACAAGUUCUCGAGUAGGAGAAGCUGAAGAGCUCCCAGAAAUCMGAGUGGAUGCAGCAUCUCCUGGGCCCAGAGUAACUUUUAACAUCCAGGAUACAUUGAAAAAUACAGUGUGGGGAAGUACGCCACAGUCCAGCUGUCCUGGGGAAGGGUAUUUUCAGUUUCCAGAAGAGACAGAACUGGACCUUUUGUCAGUAACUAUUGAAGGUCCAUCUCACUACUCAUCAAACAGUGAAGGGUCCUGUUCCGUGUUCAAUUCUCCCAAAACUCCAGGAGGCUUUCCACCAGGCAUUCCUUUCCAACCUGAAGAGGGUCGACGAGAUGACAGCUUGUCUUCUACCAGUGAAGACUCAGAGAAGGAUGAAAAGGAUGAAGACCGGGAGAGGGAAAGGUUUUAUAUUUACCGAAAACCCUCGCACACUUCUCGUAAAAAAGCAACAGGCUUUGCUGCUGUUCAUCAGUUAUUUACGGAACGCUGGCCAACAACACCAGUCAACCGAAGUCUUAGUGGCACAGCUACUGAAAGAAAUAUUGAUUUUGAACUUGAUAUACGGGUUGAAAUUGAUAGUGGAAAAUGUGUACUCCACCCAACCACCCUUCUACAAGAACAUGACGACAUAAGUUUGAGAAGGAGUUAUGAUCGAAGUUCCAGGAGCUUAGAUCAGGAUUCUCCUUCAAAAAAGAAGAAAUUUCAAAGUAAUUAUGCUUCCACCACCCAUCUAAUGACUGGCAAGAAAGUGCCAUCCUCUCUGCAGACCAAGCCCAGUGACUUGGAAACAACAGUGUUCUACAUUCCUGGAGUUGAUGUGAAGUUGCACUACAAUUCUAAGACGCUAAAGACUGAAUCACCUAAUGCUUCCAGAGGGUCUUCCUUGCCAAGAACACUCUCCAAAGAGUCCAAGCUGUAUGGUAUGAAAGAUAGCGCGACAUCUCCUCCUUCUCCUCCUUUACCUUGCACUGUCCAGAGCAAGACUAACACCUUACUUCCUCCCCAGCCCCCACCUCUCCCCUCAGCCAAAGGAAAAGGAAGUGGAGGAGUAAAAACAGCCAAGCUCUAUGCCUGGGUAGCACUUCAGUCAUUGCCGGAGGAAAUGGUUAUUAGUCCCUGCUUGUUGGACUUCCUGGAGAAAGCUCUGGAAACAAUCCCAAUUACACCAAUCGAAAGGAAUUAUACAGCGGUUAGCUCACAAGAUGAAGACAUGGGGCAUUUUGAAAUACCAGAUCCUAUGGAAGAGUCAACAACAUCACUAGUGUCAUCCUCAACGUCAGCAUACUCUUCCUUCCCCGUGGAUGUCGUGGUGUAUGUGCGAGUUCAGCCCUCGCAGAUCAAGUUUAGCUGCUUGCCAGUGUCGAGAGUAGAGUGCAUGCUGAAGCUGCCGUCCCUGGACUUGGUGUUCUCCUCCAAUCGAGGGGAACUGGAGACUUUGGGUACAGCAUGUCCCACAGAGACCUUGUCCCCUGGGGGCACUGCUCCUCAGAGUGGAACAAAGACUAGCAAAACUGGAAUACCAGGCYCAUCAGGAUUAGGCAGCCCUCUGGGCCGAAGUCGGCACAGCAGUAGUCAGUCGGAUCUGACCAGCUCCAGCAGCAAUUCCUCUGGCUUGAGCUUCACUGCRUGCAUGUCCGACUUCUCCCUGUACGUGUUCCAUCCGUAUGGAGCAGGGAAACAAAAAACUGCUGUUUCUGGCCUCACACCUGGAUCAGGAGGAUUAGGGAACGUGGAUGAGGAGCCCACUUCAGUCACUGGUCGAAAAGACUCACUCAGUAUAAACCUUGAAUUUGUGAAAGUGAGUUUGUCUCGAAUAAGGCGUUCAGGAGGUGCCUCAUUUUUUGAAAGCCAAUCUAUAAGCAAAUCUACAAGCAAAAUGGACACUACGCUAAUAAAUAUAUCUGCUGUUUGUGAUAUAGGGUCUGCCUCCUUUAAAUAUGAUAUGCGCCGCCUCAGUGAAAUUCUGGCAUUUCCAAGAGCCUGGUAUAGAAGAAGUAUUGCAAGACGUCUGUUCCUUGGAGAUCAAACAAUAAAUUUGCCAACUUCUGGGCCUGGAACACCUGAUUCCAUUGAAGGCGUAAGCCAGCACCUUUCCCCGGAAUCAUCAAGAAAAGCUUACUGCAGGACGUGGGAACAGCCAAGCCAGUCAGCCUCCUUCACCCACAUGCCUCAGUCACCUAAUGUAUUCAAUGAGCAUAUGACGAACAGCAGCAUGUCACCAGGGACAACAGCACAGAGCCUGAAAUCACCUGCUUCCAUAAGGUCAAGAAGUGUGUCUGAUUCUUCAGUUCCUCGAAGAGAUUCACUUUCAAAAACAUCAACUCCUGUUAACAAAUCAAACAAAGCAGCAAGCCAGCAAGGGACCCCGUGGGAGACACUUGUCGUGUUUGCCAUCAACUUGAAACAACUGAACGUGCAAAUGAAUAUGAGUAACGUGAUGGGAAAUACCACUUGGACAACUAGUGGUUUGAAGAGCCAAGGUCGGCUGUCAGUGGGAAGUAAUCGAGAUCGGGAGAUCAGCAUGUCUGUUGGGCUGGGGAGGUCACAGUUAGAUUCUAAAGGAGGAGUAGUUGGAGGGACCAUCGACGUCAAUGCUUUGGAGAUGGUUGCUCAUAUUUCUGAACACCCAAAUCAGCAACCCAGUCACAAAAUUCAGAUUACCAUGGGUUCCACUGAAGCUCGUGUUGACUACAUGGGUUCAAGUAUCCUCAUGGGCAUCUUCAGCAAUGCUGACCUUAAGCUUCAAGAUGAAUGGAAAGUAAACUUAUAUAACACACUGGACUCAAGCCUGACUGAUAAAAGUGAGAUUUUUGUCCAUGGAGAUUUGAAAUGGGAUAUUUUCCAAGUAAUGAUAUCAAGAUCAACAACACCAGACCUGAUAAAAAUAGGCAUGAAGCUCCAGGAAUUUUUCACACAACAGUUUGACACCAGCAAACGAGCUCUGUCUACUUGGGGACCAGUUCCUUAUCUUCCACCAAAGACAGUGACUAACAACCUAGAGAAAAGUUCACAAGAACAAUUGCUUGAUGCAGCUCAUCAUCGACAUUGGCCUGGAGUAUUGAAGGUGGUAUCAGGAUGCCACAUAUCCUUAUUUCAGAUCCCAUUACCGGAAGAUGGAAUGCAGUUUGGAGGAUCAAUGAGCUUACAUGGAAAUCAUAUGACACUGGCUUGUUUUCAUGGUCCAAAUUUCCGUUCAAAAUCCUGGGCCCUUUUUCAUUUAGAAGAACCAAAUAUUGCUUUUUGGACUGAGGCUCAGAAAAUCUGGGAAGAUGGUUCUAGUGAUCAUUCUACAUAUAUUGUACAAACCUUGGAUUUUCAUCUGGGCCAUAACACCAUGGUUACCAAACCAUGUGGUGCCUUGGAAAGUCCUAUGGCAACAAUAACCAAGAUCACACGGCGUCGCCAUGAAAAUCCACCCCAUGGAGUAGCAAGUGUGAAAGAAUGGUUCAAUUAUGUUACAGCCACCAGGAAUGAAGAACUAAACUUGCUCCGCAACGUUGAUGCUAAUAACACAGAGAAUAGCACUACUGUGAAGAAUUCCAGUUUGUUGAGUGGAUUCAGAGGAGGUUCUAGCUACAACCAUGAAACAGAGACUAUCUUUGCACUACCAAGGAUGCAGCUUGACUUUAAGUCCAUCCAUGUUCAAGAACCACAAGAACCUUCAUUACAAGAUGCCAGCCUAAAGCCAAAGGUGGAAUGCAGCGUGGUGACAGAAUUCACGGACCACAUCUGUGUGACCAUGGAUGCUGAGCUCAUCAUGUUUCUCCAUGAUUUAGUGUCAGCCUAUCUCAAAGAAAAAGAAAAAGCCAUCUUUCCACCUCGGAUUUUAUCUACUCGACCAGGACAGAAAAGCCCAAUUAUUAUGCAUGAUGAUAGUUCUGACAAAGACCGAGAAGACAGCAUCUCUUACACCACUGUGGACUGGAGAGAUUUUAUGUGCAACACAUGGCAUCUGGAACCCACUCUUAGAUUAAUUUCUUGGACUGGAAGAAAGAUUGAUCCAGUAGGUGUUGAUUACAUUCUUCAAAAAUUGGGCUUUCAUCAUGCCAGGACAACCAUUCCUAAAUGGCUUCAGAGAGGAGUCAUGGACCCACUGGACAAGGUUCUGUCUGUUCUUAUCAAAAAGCUUGGCACUGCACUACAGGACGAAAAGGAAAAGAAAGGAAAAGACAAAGAAGAACACUAGGAGAGUAACUUGAUCCAUGAAGAUUUGAGUGUGUCCAUUAAGUUUUGCUACACUGGAGUGUUUUUUAAUUUAAAUUAUAACUUUGAAAUAAUUCUAAUUUUGUGGCCAUUGUAUUAAAAGUUUGCAAGUUAAUGUUUAUUCUAGUUCCACCAUUCUGUGUACAGUGAAGUAUUAUUGCAUGAUAAUGUAAAUUUUGUGAUGAACUAGAUUAAAAUAUACAAAUUUGAUCAUUAGGAGUUAUAAUUGUWUUAUGUGCAAUAUGAUUCCUGCAUCCUUAAAAUAUUUGCAGAAUAACUGUGAAUUCUCUUGUUAUUGGCCAUAACUUUUAGAAAAAAAUUCUUGUUGAUAAUGUGAUGGGAGGACAUUAAUUCCUUUUUUUUUUAAUGUAGACUUGUAUAAAUAUCUAUAUGUAUAUAGUUUGAGUAAUUGUGUUAUGAUGUUUACCACUAAAAUAUUGUUUGUAAUUAUUGUAAUAAAGUCACAAUAAUGGUUU
Urocitellus parryii (Arctic ground squirrel) is the source of this 9193-nucleotide messenger RNA. The record is from RefSeq and is a predicted model, not a curated record. Lineage: Eukaryota; Metazoa; Chordata; Mammalia; Rodentia; Sciuridae.